UCAACUGACGUUUCGUAUUUUUGGCGUGAUCAACAAAUUUUAUUUCAAAAUUUAUGAAAUAUGUAACAAUGAAAAUUUAUAUGUUAAAUUUUACGUUUUUAAGUGUUGUUGUUAAGUGUACUACGUUUCUGUGUCUCGUGAAACAUGGGAGAAGAUGUAGAACUCUGUUUAGAAAUUCAGGUGGAUUCAGAAACAAAACGGAUAUUAUCUAAUCCGCAAAAAUGCCGAUCUACUUUGCUAGAUGUUACUGUAAUCAAGCCAAAAGAGCUGGAAGCUUUUGGUACACGAAGAACUAAUACACUUCGUGCUGACGAAGUUAGAAAAUUAAUCACAUCGAUGGAAAAACAAAGACGAAAAAAACAGAAAGUUCUUGAUAAAUUAAGGUAUGAUGAUACCGUUCUCCAAAUUCGUAAACACAACGAUGAUUAUGAAAGCAACCAUCGAGAAAAAAAAUCAUUUUCCAACAAUAAAGAACGGAUUUCUUCAAAAUCUCCAGUUGAUGAUCUAGAACGAAAAGAUUUCAUCGGAAUUGCUGAAUCUGUAGAACCUUUAUUUUGCGAAAUUCGUCGUUCUCUGAAAAACGUAGAGACAAGAAUAACUAAUAUGCAAGACAUCAACCUUGUUAUCAGUCAAACAACAGUUGAUGAAAGUGCCUCGGAAGAAUUUGUGCUUUCUAGGCAUAAAAAGCCCAGUUCUUUAGCUAGUUCUGUUGGUAAUCGAAAUCAUACUUGUUAUAGAGUUGAAACAGCACCUCACGAUAUAAAAUCAAUUCUUUUAUCUCAAAAUAAACAAAAAUUAUUGGAAAAGGGCGAAAAAAUUGAAGGCAAAUGUUUAUGUGAAAACUGUGGCAUUAUAGGAUUGCUUGCUGAAUGUCAGAAACAUCCACUUCUCACUGAACUUAGUGAAUCUCCAUCACCUUCAUUUCAUAAACAAUUUCCGAAUCCAAGAAGAAAAGCAAGAUUUAAUGUUGAAAAUAUUAAUAAAAUAAGAUCGAAAGGCAAUGACGAUUCUUAUAUAAAUCAUCUUUCAAACAGGAUAAAAGUCUUGGAGGAGCGAUUAGCAAUGCAAGAAGAAAAAGUCGUUCCUAAAGAUUACUUUAAAAAAAUUAUUUCUAAGAUGGUCACUGGAUUAUCUCCUAAAAUUAUGAAAUCUAAAAGUGACACGUCUUUGCAUUCUCCACUUAAAAAUUUUAAGAAAUGUUCAAAAUUACAAGACAUACAAGAACGUUCUACUGAUAAAUCUUUAAAAUGUCAAAGUUCAGAAGGUUUACAUUGUUUUGGUUGUUAUGAAGAAAACUGUCCAAAAGUAACAUUAAAAGAUGACAAAGGCACUAUCACCGAUGAAGAAUUGUAUUACGGAGGGUACAUCUGGAAAUGGGGUGAAGAAAUUUUAAAGCCAGGAAUUGAUUUAAAAAAUAGAAUAGUAAAUUUAUUGAACGAAGUUUUGACUAAGUUUGCUCUGACCGAGAAAGGGUCAUUGCAAGCAGCACAAGCCGAACAUGUGAAAGCAGAAACUAUCAAAAAUGUUAUGAGACACAUGAAUACCAGAUUUGGUAAUUACGAUCCCCACGAAAAUGUUCGUUACUUAAGUCCACGAGAGAAAAGUCCCAAAGGUAAUCAAGAGAAGGUAAAGUCUCAUUAUUCUAGAAGUGACCAUAAAUACAAUAAAAAUGUUGAUGUAUCUUAUGUAAACCCAAAAAUAUCUCUAUGGCGAAAAGAGUCACCAGAUGUGUUCCCACAGAAAAGUAGCGCUAGUCGGAAAGUAUCUUUUUGGGACAGAUCUUCACCAGCUAAAUGUAAAAUGAAUAACAAAGUAUCGCAGAAUAAAAGUAGCGCACAUUCGUCUCAGUGGUAUAAAUCUUCUCCGGGGAAAUUUAAAACUAGUCAAAAAAUGUUAGAAGAAAAGAGUUGUGAACAAGAAGGUAAACAAGAAUUUUUGAAAAUUGUUACUAAAGCAAAGCAACAUCAGAAAGAUAUCUUGUGGAAGAACAUAUGGAAUCAGGCCAAAGCCAACGGUCAGACUAAAAAUGACAAAAUAACAAUCAAAAUACCAGUGCAGAAUAAGGGAAUUAAGGGCGAUCACACUUUUGAAACUGAAAUAAGUAUUGGUGAAAUCGAGCAAAUUUUGAAAGGUGUUAUUUCUUUGUGUUAAGAAUAAAUAAAGGUUUAGUUUUUAAAA
Tribolium madens (black flour beetle) is the source of this 2178-nucleotide messenger RNA. RefSeq lists its product as uncharacterized. Lineage: Eukaryota; Metazoa; Arthropoda; Insecta; Coleoptera; Tenebrionidae. The record is from RefSeq and is a predicted model, not a curated record. Bases 145 to 2151 code for a protein of 668 amino acids. The transcript has 2 exons.